AUGUCUUCUAUCGCUGCUGAGAACGACGCUUUGGUCGAGCCAGAUAUUAUCGAGUCCGAUAUCCCUAUUUCUGACAAGCAUGCAAAAAAUAAAAAAUCUUCAAAAGGCAAGAGCAAAGGUAAUUACACCAGCAUUGGAUCAGAGGACGCUCCUCUGACCAAUGCACCAUCAAUUAGCAUUCCUAUGGAAGGAAAUAUAGACGGAAGUGGUCCUCCAAAUAAUCAAAUUAUUGCUGAUGCCACUGGUAUCAGCAGGGGUACUUUGGACGAAUCCGUGUUGGAUACUUUAAAAAGAGAUAUCAUUGAGAUUAAUAAUAGAUUGAAGCAAGUCGUGUAUCCGCAUUUUCCUUCUUCCUAUGCCCUAGCAGGAGGUGUGUCUCAAGUGAACGGUGGUAAUUCUGUUGAUGACCUGCAUGCUCAAAGUAGUGAUUUGUGGGCCCCAUUAACCUUUGUCAUAUCGUACUCGUUGAUUGUCUCGCAUGCACAGUCUUUGUUUUCAAGUCUGUUUAUUACAUGUUGGUUCAUUUUGUUGGUUCUGGCAUUGCAUUUAAGGCUAACAAAACCGCAUCAGUCAAUGUCUCUGAUUUCGUACAUAUCAUUGUCGGGAUAUUGCUUGUUUCCGUUAGUUAUUCAAGCUUUGCUAACACAGACGUUGCUGCCUUUAUUGUUGCGUGUGGCAUUGAAGGGUCAUACAAAUUUACAAGUUAGAAUCAAUGCUAUCUUGAAGUUGAUCCUGAUCAGUGUAUGUCUAAUGUGGGCUACAACUGCAAUCACAUUGGUAACUAAUGCAAAGGGGGUGGUACAGGUUUACCCAUUGGCCUUAUGUUUAUUUGGACUCGCAUGGUUAUCGAUCAGUUUAUAA
Tetrapisispora phaffii CBS 4417 is the source of this 861-nucleotide messenger RNA. It is a transcript of the gene YIP4, whose product is annotated as Yip4p. Lineage: Eukaryota; Fungi; Ascomycota; Saccharomycetes; Saccharomycetales; Saccharomycetaceae. The transcript has a single exon. Gene Ontology annotation, cellular component: trans-Golgi network. Bases 1 to 861 code for a protein of 286 amino acids. Gene Ontology annotation, biological process: endoplasmic reticulum to Golgi vesicle-mediated transport. The record is from RefSeq and is a predicted model, not a curated record.